AUGGAAUCUGAAAGCGAUGUUCUAUCAGGUUUCUGGACCAUAUUCGGUAUAGUGAUGUGUACCGCAGUUUUCUAUUGGCAGGCGCGCGUGGUAUUCUCAAAAGGUGGUACUGCUGCGAGACUAACAGACGCAGACAUUGCUGAACUAAGAAUGAUCUCGGUGUUUAAACCUAGCCAAUUGAGGAUGUUGUACAAGAGAUUCAAACGCUUAGAUAAGGCCAACAAGGGAUUUAUAAAUGCUGACGACAUGCUGAGUAUACCGGAGCUGGCUAUGAAUCCUUUG
Messenger RNA from Sphaeroforma arctica JP610, 282 nucleotides. RefSeq lists its product as hypothetical. Gene Ontology annotation, molecular function: calcium ion binding. The record is from RefSeq and is a predicted model, not a curated record. The transcript has a single exon. The annotation marks the transcript as partial. NCBI's taxonomy places the organism in Eukaryota, Ichthyosporea, Ichthyophonida.